Molecule: messenger RNA, 1854 nt
Organism: Hibiscus syriacus
Lineage: Eukaryota; Viridiplantae; Streptophyta; Magnoliopsida; Malvales; Malvaceae
Product: reticuline oxidase-like
Exons: 1
Coding region: 1-1827 (608 amino acids)
Molecular function (GO): FAD binding; oxidoreductase activity
Source: RefSeq, a predicted model, not a curated record
AUGGAAGCCAUUUUUGUCUGCAUUAAACUUCAAUUACAAAACAUAGAAUUGCCGGCCAUGGCAACUUCCUGUUUCACCUUGUGUUCUUCCCGUUGUCGUCAAUGUAUAGCAUUAUUCUCGAUUCCAUUAAAGCCCGCAGCAUCUCUUCAAAGAUUUCUUAAUCUAAUAAUCUUAGCUUCAAGGGCAGCCAUGGCGAAUUCGAGCUUUUAUCCUCUACUCUUAUUUUUCCUCCUCUUGUUCUUCUUUGUCUCAUCUUUCUCGGCACCCAUUGAUCGGAGCAAUAUAAUAUCGUGUCUUAAUCGUCAUAAUAUCAGCAACUACACCACUUCCUCCAACGUACACAACCAUGACUACGAUAAUCUUCUCAGCUUUUCGAUUCAAAACCUUCGGUUUUCCGAUCCCACGAUUCCGAAGCCGGCAGCUAUUAUCUUGCCGGAGAGUAGAGAUCAGCUUAUCCGCAGUGUGUUGUGUUGUUUACAAGGGUCGUGGGAGAUUAGAGUGCGGUGUGGUGGCCAUAGUUACGAGGGUACUUCGUGGGUGGCUAGCGACGGAGCUCCGUUUGUUAUUAUAGACUUGAUGAAUCUGAACCGUGUUUCGGUGGAUUUGGAGACGGAGACGGCGUGGGUGGAAGGCGGUGCGACGCUGGGAGAGACAUAUCAUGCCAUUGCCGAGUCGAGUGGCGUUCAUGGAUUCUCGGCGGGGUCUUGUCCGACAGUCGGGGCUGGUGGCCAUAUCGCUGGCGGUGGCUUCGGGUUGUUGUCGAGGAAAUACGGGCUGGCAGCCGAUAAUGUGAUCGAUGCUCUCCUGAUCGACGCGAAAGGUGAAUUACUAGACAGGCAAGCAAUGGGAGAAGAUGUGUUUUGGGCGAUAAGAGGCGGUGGCGGCGGCGUGUGGGGAGUGGUUUACGCAUGGAAAAUCCGGUUGCGGAAAGUGCCGAAGACCGUCACGAGCUUCGUCGUGUCGAGACCCGGCACGAAGGAGCACGUAGCGGAUUUAGUAAACAAGUGGCAGCACGUUGCUCCAAACUUACAAGGUGACCUAUAUUUAUCAUGCUUCGUCGGAGUCGCCCUGCCGGAGACUAAAUCCACCGGCAUAUCAGCUACAUUCAAAGGCUUCUUCCUAGGUCAAAAACAAGAAGCCAUCUCGAUCCUCCGCCGUGAAUUCCCCGAAUUAGGACUCACGACAAAAGAUUGCAAUGAAAUGAGUUGGAUUGAAUCGGUCCUAUUCUUCUCCGGACUACCUAACGGAGCCACAAUCUCGGACCUCAAGACUAGGUAUCUCCAAGACAAGCAUUACUUCAAGGCCAAAUCAGACUACGUAAGGAAUCCGAUCUCUGCCACCGGCAUAAGAACCGCCCUCGACAUUCUCGAUGGCGAACCGAAAGGGUACAUCAUCAUGGACCCUUACGGUGCCACGAUGAGCAACAUAAGCAGCAACUCGAUCGCCUUUCCGCAUAGGCGAGGCAAUUUGUAUACGAUCCAAUACCUCGUCGAGUGGCACCGUGAAGAUAACAACAGAAGCAACGAAUACAUAGAAUGGAUACGAGGAUUCCAUGAAGCAAUGUCGGACCACGUUUCAUGUGGUCCGAGGGCUGCUUAUGUGAACUACAUUGACUUGGACCUUGGUGUCAUGGAAUUGAUCGACACUAAUGUACCAUCGGUGGAUACUGUCGAGGUUGCUCGGAUUUGGGGUGAAAAAUAUUUUUUGAAUAAUUACGAUAGAUUGGUGAAAGCUAAGACAUUGAUCGAUCCGAACAACAUUUUCAAACACCAACAGGGGAUUCCUCCGACCACUGCCACAAUCGGUUCCAAGGCACAUAGCUUCUAAUCAUGGUGAGGACUGAAAUUCAAUUAU